Stylophora pistillata is the source of this 1067-nucleotide messenger RNA. RefSeq lists its product as uncharacterized. Gene Ontology annotation, biological process: translation. Lineage: Eukaryota; Metazoa; Cnidaria; Anthozoa; Scleractinia; Pocilloporidae. Gene Ontology annotation, molecular function: structural constituent of ribosome. Gene Ontology annotation, cellular component: mitochondrial large ribosomal subunit; ribosome. The record is from RefSeq and is a predicted model, not a curated record.
UACCACAGGAUAAAGAUGGCUUCAACUUUGCUGAGAGUAGCUGGAGAAGGAACGUUGCUUAGAUCUCUUGUCCCUUGUGUGAAUGUAAUCCCGGUGCGUUUUAGGGUGCGAAGAAAAAUGCCAAAGAAAAGGAACAACCCUUUUGUUCAAAGACGCACGGAUUUCAUCAAAAAACUUGUGUUAGCUUUGGUCCAGCACGAACGGGUACAAACUACAGAUUGGAAGGCUCAGCAGUUGAAGAAAUACGCAGAACUGCUUGUCAUGUUGUCGCUGAGGCGCCGUCCACCACCAGAUUUGGACUUGAUUGAGGAUGGGUUUGUGCUCACUGAGGAAGAAUCUGAGCAAAGGAGACUUACAAGACGCAUUAUAAAUAGAAGAAGCAAAAAAGUGAUUUUACCUGUACCAGAACUAAGUGAAGAAGAGUAUGUUCAAAGAUGUAAAGAAGAGGCUUCAAAUAUGUUGCUUGGGAAUGAAGAGGCUCUAGAAAAACUCUACACAACACUGAAGGAACGAUAUCAAGAAAGAUAUGGCAAUUUUGUGACAGUUCAAACAAUUCCCAACCCUCCCCACUCUCCGUACCCAAACAUGGCAUAUGUUGAGUUAGUGGGAAACCCCCUACCUCCACUCCCCAGAUUACCCGUGGUCCAGGGGGGGAACUGGGUCAUUUACAACAGAGAUGAUUACGAGGAUGAUAACAAGACUGUGGUGAAGAAUUUCUUUAAGUGGAUGGAACGAAGGAAAGAGAUAAAAGUGCAAAAGCAAGGAAAAGAGCAUAAGCAGGUGUAAAUAUCAUAAAAUAAAUAUUUUGAUGUAUCGUGGCAUGUGAAGGGCUUGAAAGCAUCUUGAAUGAAAAACAUCUGCUGAAUGGAAAUCAAUUGUGCCCCCAGGAGGUGAUGUUGGAACAUCAGCCUUGGUUUUGGUAACAUGGUACCAUGAUAUGAUAAUCAGUCAACACUUCUGUAAUUUUCUUUGAGUCACACUUUCAUGUAGUUCUGUUCAAGUUAGCCAGCUCUAAAAAGCAGGAAUAUGUUUCAGUAUUGGUUGAUAAUAAACAGAUGUCAAAAACA